UGAUUGAGCUCGAAUCCACCACCAGGCACCACCACGCUCCAAUCGGCGUCUCGUUUAACUACACUCGUUUUGUUUGGUCUUGUUGUGAAAUAAAUUAAUCUUAGUCUUAGCUUUUUGAUCGCGGCGGAUUAAUUUUCUUCGGUAAAUAUCAAAGAGUUCGAGAGUAAAGAGUUAAACGCGGGAUUUUCAUAUCUAUUGAGGCGAGUUAGGUAAAGGUUAAAUUCCCUUCGAUUAUUCUUAGACUAAUCUUGUAUCCUGAUUCAACUCUACGGUGGCAGAAUUGCCAAGGCCAGAUUAAAAUUUCAUUCCGGGAAGAAUAUGAGAUAACCUCAACAUGAGCUACAACAAGAAGGUGGCGUAUUUUUACAACCCGGAGGUGGGUAACUUCCACUAUGGACCGGGUCAUCCCAUGAAGCCACACCGGUUAUCCGUGAUUCACAGCCUCGUACUCAACUAUGGCCUCCACAGGAAGAUGCAAAUUUAUCGGCCAUACCGCGCCAGUACCCACGACAUGUGUCGCUUCCAUUCGGAGGACUACGUGGAGUUCUUGCAGCGGGUCACGCCACAGAAUCUACAAGGUUACACCAAGUACCUGAGUCACUUCAACGUUGGAGAUGAUUGUCCUGUGUUCGACGGCCUUUUCGAUUUUUGCUCCAUGUAUACCGGCGCUUCAUUAGACGGUGCUACCAAGUUGAACAAUAAUUGCUGCGACAUCGCCGUCAACUGGAGCGGCGGUCUGCAUCAUGCCAAGAAAUUCGAAGCGUCCGGCUUCUGUUAUAUUAACGAUAUCGUGAUUGCUAUAUUGGAAUUGCUUAAAUACCGCGCCCGGGUGCUGUACAUCGACAUUGAUGUACAUCACGGAGACGGCGUACAGGAAGCCUUCUACUUAACCGAUCGUGUCAUGACUGUGUCGUUUCACAAGUAUGGCAAUUACUUUUUCCCUGGUACUGGCGACAUGUAUGAGAUUGGUGCUGAGAGCGGCCGUUAUUAUUCUGUAAAUGUACCAUUGAAAGAAGGAAUUGAUGAUACGUCAUACAUUCAAGUUUUCAAGCCUGUCAUAUCCCACGUGAUGGAAUUCUUCCAGCCGACAGCGAUAGUGCUUCAGUGUGGUGCCGAUUCCCUUGCAAAUGAUCGACUCGGCUGCUUCAGUCUCAGCACAAAAGGGCACGGCGAGUGCGUUAAAUUUGUGAGGGAUUUGAACGUACCACUACUGACUGUUGGUGGCGGUGGUUACACAUUACGAAAUGUUGCUAGAUGCUGGACGUAUGAAACGUCUCUGCUUGUAGACGAACAAAUCAGUAAUGAGCUCCCAUAUACAGAGUACUUGGAGUAUUUCGCACCAGACUUCACCCUACAUCCCGAGGUCGUAACCAGACAGGACAAUGCUAACAGUAAGCAGUAUCUUGAAGCAAUCACGAGACAUGUGUGUGACAAUCUCAAAAUGAUUCAACAUUCACCGAGCGUGCAGAUGCAGGACGUUCCGUGCGAUGCAUUACCACCCGAAGAGGAAAGGCAACCAGAACCAGAUCCGGACUCUCGACAGAACCCACAGGACACAGACAAGAUUGUCGAACCAGCGAAUGAGUAUUACGCCGGCGACAAAGAUCAAGAUAAAAUGGAUGCGAACGAUUCGUGAUAAAGACAGUAUUAUAGUUUACGAGGGCGUGCAAAUGAUUUCUCGAAUUUCCUAUAAAGUUCAAUAGAUCCAGUAGAAUCCAGAUUUGGGAAUUUUUUUAUUAAUUUCAUGAUUCAGCAAACAAAGAAACUGCCGAGAUUAUAUCUUUUCUAUGACUGAUUCUAAGACAAUAGAUGUUAUUGUGCAAUUAUUGAAUUUUUUUAUUUUCGAAACUACUGAUGUAU
Messenger RNA from Mycetomoellerius zeteki, 1860 nucleotides. It is a transcript of the gene HDAC3, whose product is annotated as histone deacetylase 3. Gene Ontology annotation, molecular function: histone deacetylase activity. The transcript has 2 exons. Gene Ontology annotation, biological process: epigenetic regulation of gene expression. The coding region runs from base 335 to 1636 and encodes 433 amino acids. NCBI's taxonomy places the organism in Eukaryota, Metazoa, Arthropoda, Insecta, Hymenoptera, Formicidae. The record is from RefSeq and is a predicted model, not a curated record.